UAUUCAACCACUGUCAGAAAAAAGGGGUAUACAUUUAUUUUUUAUAAAAAUGUUUCUUCAGCGGCUGCUCGCGCAUCUCUCUCAAUUAUUCCCUUACAUUCCUUUCUUCUUUACUCAAUCUAUCUGUCCAUUAUUAUUCUUUUCCUCAACUUUAUUCUUCGUCCACCCUUUAAAUUUAAUUAUUUUUUUAUUUUUAAAGAUAUUUAAUUUUUAUCCUUUAUUUAAAAGUUAAAAAUAAAAUAUUUCCAAAAUAAUUUACAAAAUUAUACAAAAAUUUGUACCUAAAAAUAAAUUAAUUACUAAUUUACUUUCAUGAAAAAAAUAAAAAAAUAAAUUUCAAAAUUACUCAUUCAAUUCGUUCUUUCCCUUAUUUUUUUUCUUGCUGAUUUGUCUUUACUCUUCUUGGCUAUUUUUAAUGAAUAUUUACACACAUCACUUUUUUCUUUUUUUCUUAAAAAUAAUCAACACAAAAAUCCAUUCAUUUUCUCAUUUUCAUUAAUUAAUUAACUGCUUACCAUCCUGUUUUUUAGAAAAUCCUUCUUAAAUCCUUCCAACUUUCUUCAAGGUCAGCUUUGAAUAUUUAUCUCUUCCAAACACACACGCAGCCAGCGACAAAGUCUAAAUAUUAAUUGAGUAAUUUAUUUGCAUCUGUGUGAGUUCUCCAUUUGCAAAUAAAAUACUUUAUUUUUGUUUUUAUCCAAGGCGGCUCUUCCCCCCCUCCUAAACCAGCCGCGAAUCAAUCUUUCAUUUUCACAAAUCAGUCUCGAUGAAUAAAUGGGUCAAUAUUUAUAUAUAGACUUCCCCAAAAUAUAUUUAUAUUUAUUUCCAUUUACGCGCACGUUCCUUUAAAUCAAAACAUUAAUUUUUGUUUAUUCCAACAGGGUGACAAUAAAAGUUUAGGACACACUAUUUUUGGCAUAAAUUUAUUCAAGUAAAAGAUAAUGAGCUUAAAUAAAGAUUAAAUCAUAGGGAAUUAAAUAAGGAAUAAAAAUAAUCAAGAAUUUUCAACAAAAUUAAAUUUUAAUUUAAUUUAGUUUAAAUUCUUUUCGGUUUUUAAAAUUAAAAAAAUUUUUUGUUUAUUUUCUACAUAUUUACUUUUCUAUUUUUAAAUUAAAUAUUUUCCAUUUAAAUUAAAGAUUUUUUAAAUUUACAUAUUUAAUUUUUAUUUAAAAUAUGGCUUCAGCCCAUCAGGCACGUUAUUAUGAACAGUCACAGAGGGAAGAACGAGGCCUAGCUACGCAACAACACGAAGAAAGUUUACGUGAUAUGGAACAGAUUCGCCAUACAAACGCUACGUUGGACGUGGCUGGAUCAGAUGCUUUUCGUGCUCAAACAGAACAAGCAGCAAUUCGAAUUGUUACUCCCCACUAUAAAAUACCUGAAAAACCUGGGACAGAUGUCCAAAUUGGUUCUAGUCUUCAAGAUUUAAGUUCUAAAUUAACUGAUGCUGCUGAUUAUAGAGCUGAACGUGCAGCAGAGCAUUUUAGAAUGCAAAUUAUAGAUCCGAGAGUUGCUUCUCAUGCACACAUUCCCGCUCAUGCAAUUCGUGAUUAUGCUCGUCGCCAUUUAAUUGAUGACUUUCCUUCAUUACACGGCAAACGCUCUUUUCUCGACUUGGAAGCUUUGGACCAAUUACGAAUUCGCCCAAAAGGAAAACUUGGGGACGCUACGGAUAGAGACAAAGAUUUGGAUAAAUUUUUGAAGAAUAGGGAUGGAAAGCCUUGGGAAUUGGCACAUCCCCCUAAAGUUGAUGACGAUUCUCUACGUGAAUUGGAUCGAUUGCGUAAUAACAUUGAUAAUCUUCAAAAGGUUAGUUUUUAUUUUUUAAUUAAAAAUAUUCUGCUUAUUUGCUUUGCUUUUUUUCUUUUUAUUUAA
This is a messenger RNA of Meloidogyne enterolobii, 1875 nucleotides long. The record is from the annotation of a GenBank genome assembly. Lineage: Eukaryota; Metazoa; Nematoda; Chromadorea; Rhabditida; Meloidogynidae.